UUGGACGAUCAGUUGGUCGACCAGUUGGACGAUCAGUUGGACGAUCAGUUGGUCGAUCAGUUGGACGAUCAGUUGGUCGACCAGUUGGACGAUCAGUUGGUCGAUCAGUUGGUCGAUCAGUUGGUCGAUCAGUUGGUCGAUCAGUUGGACGAUCAGUUAGUCUACCAGUUGGUCGACCAGUUGGUCGACCAGUUGGUCGAUCAGUUGGUCGAUCAGUUGGUCGAUCAGUUGGUCGACCAGUUGGACGAUCAGUUGGUCGAUCAGUUGGUCGAUCAGUUGGACGAUCAGUUGGACGAUCUGUUGGACGAUCAGUUGGUCGACCAGUUGGUCGAUCAGUUGGACGAUCAGUUGCCCAACCAGUUGCCCAACCAGUUGCCCGACUAG
Danaus chrysippus (African queen) is the source of this 384-nucleotide messenger RNA. Lineage: Eukaryota; Metazoa; Arthropoda; Insecta; Lepidoptera; Nymphalidae. The record is from the annotation of a GenBank genome assembly.